This is a messenger RNA of Helianthus annuus (common sunflower), 2677 nucleotides long. RefSeq names its product protein SDA1 homolog. Gene Ontology annotation, cellular component: nucleolus. The transcript has 15 exons. The coding region runs from base 127 to 2508 and encodes 793 amino acids. Lineage: Eukaryota; Viridiplantae; Streptophyta; Magnoliopsida; Asterales; Asteraceae. Gene Ontology annotation, biological process: ribosomal large subunit export from nucleus; ribosomal large subunit biogenesis. The record is from RefSeq and is a predicted model, not a curated record.
UUGAACAACCCUAGUAGUUAAAGGCGGUUAUACAUCUUCGUCUUCAGUCCUGUUUUAGGGUUUAGGGUUUCAAUCCACAACCGCAAACACACACAGAACCUAAACCUGUAACUCGCCGCACAAAACAUGCCGGCAACGGAGAUAACCGCCGACGCGUUAUCGGCGUCCGGUCGUACAUCGGAGAAAAUGAGCCUUCCAACUCUCCAAUCCAAAAUGAAAUGCGAUCCAGAAGGCUAUGAAACCGAGCUCACUCUUGUGUACAACCAAUUCAAGUCCUCCGUACAACUAUUUCAACAACAAGCGGCGUUGAAUUUCACCUCCGCCGUGAGCGGCGGCGUCGGAAGUGAUCCUACCGUUGCGAAAGACCUCGGUGAUCGCGCUAUGUUUCUCGCUCAUGUUACUCCGUUUUAUCCUGUGCAGUUGUUGAAUUAUCCGAAGGAGCUUGUGGAGUUUUUGAGCUCAUCUGCUCGUGUGCUUCCGUCUUCACUUCGUGUUACUGUUACACAAGCUUUGAUUCUUCUUCUUAAUCGGAAGAUUGUUGCUAUCAAGGAAACUCUUCCAUUGUUCAUGGAACUUCAGGUUUUGAGUGACAAGCCCUUAAAGGUAUUGGCAUUCUCUCAUGUGAUUCAUAGUAUCAGGCGUAUGAAUCAGAAGCACAAGAAUGAAACAGAAAACAGAGCACUUCAAAGUAUUUUAUUUUCAAUGCUACAGGAAGAGGAUGAAAAGAAAGCAAUGAGGUCACUUGUCACGAUAUGUGAUCUUCAUAGGAGGAAGGUUUGGUUUGAUGAUAGAGCGGCCAAUGCUAUAUGCCGGGCCUGUUUCCAUAUGUCGUCAAGGGUUAUGAUUGCUGCUCUAUCAUUUCUUCUUGAUUAUGAAAAAAUUGAGCAAGAAAACGACAGCGAUGAGUCCAGUGAUGAAGAAGAACCUACCCACCAACCUCAUGUAGUUGUGAGUAAAGAGGCUAUUUACAAGGCGAAUAACACAGGAACAACGUCUAGUAAAAAGAAGAAGAAAGCAAAGUUGCAACGUGUAAUUCGUAGCAUGAAAAAACAGCAACGUAUGUCUUCGGAGCGUGAGAAUAACGUGAACUACUAUUCACCUCUGACCUCUCUGAAAGACCCUCAAGGGUUUGCUGAGAAGCUGUUCUCGAAACUUCAAACUUGUAAAGAGCGUUUUGAGAUAAAAAUGAUGAUUGUAAAAGUGGUUGCUCGCACUGUUGGUCUUCAUAGAUUGAUUUUAUUGAACUUUUAUCCUUUUCUUCAGAAGUAUGUUCAGCCCCAUCAAAGGGAUGUGACGAACUUACUAGCUGCAGCCGUUCAAGCCUGUCAUGAUAUGGUGCCACCUGAUGCAGUUGAACCAUUGUUCAAGCAAAUAGUUAAUCAAUUCGUGCAUGAUCGCUCUCGAACAGAGUCAAUUGCUGUUGGAUUGAAUGUUGUACGUGAAAUAUGUUUGAGAAUUCCUCUGUUAAUGACAGAAGACUUGCUGCAAGACCUUGUGCUAUAUAAGAAAUCACAUGAGAAAGCAGUUUCAUCUGCAGCUCGUUCACUUAUCUCAUUGUUCAGAGAGGUUUGUCCCUCACUACUUGUAAAGAAAGACCGAGGACGGCCCAUUGAUCCAAAGGCGAAGCCAAAAGCUUUCGGUGAGGUCACUAUUCCCAGUGAUGUUCCUGGGGUUGAUUUACUUCAGGAUGAUGUUGGCGAUGAUGUCAGCAGUUCUUCUGAUAUGGAUGAUCACUUAAAUGACGAUCUUGGAGAAGAGGAUGCCGAUAGUGAUGAUGACGUCAGCACUCGUGAAGGUGGUUCAGAACUUAACUCUGAAAUCGAGGAUGAUGAUGAUGAUGGUGAUACGCUGAUGGGAAGCGAAGAGGAUGAAAUGAGGGAAGAUGAAAGUGAUGUUUCAUGCAGUGACGAUGAUAAUGAUGGUGUGAAAAGCUUAGGUGAAAAUAAAGGGCAAAAGAGGAAAUUUGCUGAUUUUGAUGAACAGCUUGAUUCCGCUAGUCAAAGUCUUAGGGCUCUUAAAAGGCUAGCAGGAGCUAAAUCGGAGAAUAAUGACACUUCCGAUGCAGUAGAUGGUAUUCUUUCAAAUGAGGAUUUCCAAAGAAUCAAAGAGCUAAAGGCAAAGAAGGAAGCGAAACUUGCAUUGGCUCAGCAUGGAAUGUUGAAAAAAGGUUCAGAUCCAAAAUCAGAGCACUUUAAGAUCCCUAGUUCUGAUCAACUCAGUUUGAAAAGAGUAGAUGGAUAUUCACUUGAAGCUAAUAUAAGAAAAAAGAUGACCAAAGAAGAAAGGAAGGCCUUAAUGAAAGCGGGAAGAGAAGAGACAGGGAAGUAUCAAUCAAAAGCUGCUGUCAAGCAGAAAAAGACUGGUGGGUUAAGCAACCGGCAAAAGGAGCAUAAGAAGGCUAUGCCUUUGGUUGCCAAGAGAUCAAAGAUUGCAAGAGUCAAACGUGAGAAAAAGAUGAAGCAAAGGGGCGCUGACAAGCAGUUCAGAGGCCGUAAAGCCUGGAAAUGAUCUACAAUUUUGCUCGAGUUUUAUUUGUUUUUUUAUUUGUACGGUGAGUAUUUUUGCUGCCAAAAGGGAGAACUGUUAAUCGUGCUUUCAAAUGGACAAAACAUAUGUUACAAAUUUAUUUUGAUGUCUUUAAGGAUAACAUUGAUACAUAACCAAAACCUACUCCCUA